AUGGGGGAGUGGGCGUUCCUGGGCUCGCUGCUGGACGCCGUGCAGCUCCAGUCGCCGCUCGUGGGCCGCCUGUGGCUAGUGGUCAUGCUGAUCUUCCGCAUUCUGGUACUGGCCACGGUGGGUGGCGCAGUGUUCGAGGACGAGCAGGAGGAGUUCGUGUGCAACACGCUGCAACCGGGCUGUCGCCAGACCUGCUAUGACCGCGCAUUCCCAGUCUCGCACUACCGCUUCUGGCUCUUCCAUAUCCUGCUGCUCUCGGCUCCCCCAGUCCUGUUUGUCAUUUAUUCUAUGCACCAGGCCAGCAAGGAGCCUGGCCGGGCCGACUCCGGCAGCCAGGGAGCAGAGGCGGGGCCGCCGUGCUCCCGCGGCCGCCCAGAGGGCCCAUGCGCGCCGUGCGCCCUGCGCGCCCGCCGCGCGCGCCGCUGCUACCUGCUCAGCGUGGCACUGCGCCUGCUGGCGGAGCUGGGCUUCCUGGCCGGCCAGACGCUGCUCUAUGGCUUCCGUGUGGCCCCGCACUUCGCGUGCACCGGCCCCCCGUGCCCGCACACCGUGGACUGCUUCGUGAGCCGGCCCACCGAGAAGACAGUCUUCGUGGUCUUUUACUUCGCAGUAGGGUUGCUCUCGGCGCUGCUCAGCGUGGCAGAGCUGGGCCACUUGCUUUGGAAGGGCCACCCGCGCCGCCAGAGCCCCGGGCGCGCGCGCCAAGCGGCCGAGCGCGACAACCGCUGCAACCGCGCGCAUGAGCAGGCACAGAAACUGCUGCCGCCGCCGCCGCCAGCCCUGCUCUCUCGGCGGCCUGGCCCGGACCCCUACGCCCCGCCCGCCUACGCGCACCGGGCGCCAACCAGCGAGAGUGAGGGCGGCAGCAGCCGCAGCAAGGUGUCUCUGGCCACCGUCCGCCAGGACCUGGCCAUCUAG
Molecule: messenger RNA, 918 nt
Organism: Orycteropus afer afer
Lineage: Eukaryota; Metazoa; Chordata; Mammalia; Tubulidentata; Orycteropodidae
Gene: GJD3
Product: gap junction protein delta 3
Exons: 1
Coding region: 1-918 (305 amino acids)
Biological process (GO): cell communication
Cellular component (GO): connexin complex
Source: RefSeq, a predicted model, not a curated record